Cyclocybe aegerita is the source of this 2445-nucleotide messenger RNA. The record is from the annotation of a GenBank genome assembly. Lineage: Eukaryota; Fungi; Basidiomycota; Agaricomycetes; Agaricales; Hemipholiotaceae.
AUGGGGGUGCAUGGCCUGACGACGUACUUGAGGGAGAGAAAGCGACUCCUUUCCGCCACCACGGUGCUUUCAGCAAAGUCCAACAAUCCAGUUCCCAUAGUCGUCGAUGGAUGGUCUUUCAUCUACGAUCUAUACAACUCCCACCACCUUCCCUGGGUUUACGGUGGCGAGUAUGCCGAGUUCGAACGACUCGUGAAGACUGUCGUUGAAUCAUGGAUCCGAGUUGGGUUGCAGGUGUACUUCGUAUUUGACGGAGCCUGCCCGGACCUCAAGUUUCCAACUGUCAUCUCCCGACUCGCACAGUCGCACAUUCAGCCAGCACAGCUCUUCUUUCGUACAUCCUCGGUCUCUCGGUCUACAGGCCGCUUCUUGAACGAGACUCGGAUCCUGCCUCCGCUUGCAUACUCCACCUGUAUUCACGCCCUUGAAGCUGUACGAUCCGAGACCGGCGCAGUCGACUUGCAUUUUGCUGAUGAGGAGGGUGACCCAUACGCCGUCGAGCUUGCCGCGAGACUCGGGGGAUAUGUCCUCGGGAAUGACUCCGACUUCGUGAUCUUAAACUCGGCUGGAUACCGUGGCUACAUUCCGUUGGACGAAUUGACGGUCACGAAACCCAAGGCAAAAAAGAAAGCGACGAAUUUGUCACACGCACCAAGCUCGGAAGGUCUCCUACCUCCGGAGAACCUUGAUCGAGAAGAAUUAUCGAUAUCUUUCGUCUCAUACAGCCCGAAUACCCUCGCCGAUCAUUUGAACAUCCCGGUCACCCUCCUUCCGCUGUUAGGCGCCCUUGUUGGAAACGAUUUCUCCAAAGAAGUAGAAUCCAACUCUCGAAAGAUUCAAGGAUUAUUUUUCGAACGCAGCCUCACUCUGGCUCAACGAAUCGAGAAGGUUGCAAGCACGAUACGCUCCGCAAUGUCACCAAGUAGCCAACGUCGAAAGGCGAAACACCAAGUUGGGAGCGUUAUGGAUCUCAUUGACAGGACGGUCAAUGCAUUACUUUCUCGACUAACGACGACUAUGGGUAGCGGAGAGAUUGACGCCAUCGUGGACAAGAUCGUGAAUGCGACCCUACAGUAUGCGAUCCCAAAAUAUGCCGGAGAGUUGGAAGGGAAGGAGGGGCUUUGGGCCACCAGUGUUUGCGCGUUGCACGAUCCUGAAACGUGUUCCUUGCUGCCCAUGAUUUCACGCAACGUGAUGCGUCAGGCAGAGGAGUCUGAAAACGCGGAUCCGCGGCUGCUCGAGGCCAGAGAAAAAUACUUAGACGCCUACCGGUGUGGCCUUCUCUCGCCCAAAAACAUGGACAUCUUAAACACGGGAUCCUCUUGGGCCCGUUUGUUUCUUGAAAACCCUGACCAGGAAACAGUUGGGCGGAGCAUCGGACGACCCAUCCGUGAAUGGGUCCAUGCCAUCCUACACGACGCUGUUGGACUUGAGCCUUCUGAAUUGGCAGAAAGCAUCGAUGGUGAAGAGGUGGAUGCCGAAGAAAGUGACCCAGACGAGCUCGUCGACGUUGUCGAGUCCGACAGCGACGGUUCAGACAGUCCAAGUGGCAGAGACUUUCUCGCCCCUCUCAAAGGUGCUCUCCAGCGGCUUCACAACGACGACUAUUCAGAGAGCGAAGCUACAGAACCUCCUGCGUCGGCCAUCUCGCACCGGCGUGUAUCCACUGCACCGCCCAUUGUAACAGAAUAUCUUCGUCGCGGGACGAGGAUAGCUGCAGAGACAGUUACCGUCACCCCUUUUCGCGAUCUUUUGACCUCCAUCUCACUUCCAGAAUUCGCGAAGGAAGCUGCUCCCCCCCUGGUCCUGAGAUCAGAAGAGGACCGUCUGACCAUCUUACUUCGGAUACUCCAAUCUGACGUCCAGGCAGUGCGAAGUUUACCGCCAGAGGCCGUCCUCCCUGUAGUGGCCCUGCGUUGGGUCAUUCGCACUCUGCACGUGCGUUGGGAGGAGACAGGAAGCAAGGAACGCGAGAAAGAACGUUGGACAAGGAGUGAAGCUCGUUGUUUCCUGUCGUCCUUAUCUUGGGCGCCUAAUCAACAUCUCAGCGGAGAUCAAACUAACACACCUUUCCCACCAAUAGAAGAUCGCAACAUCCAACUCAUUGCUCAAAUCCUGAUGGCAUUGGGCACCAUUGAACAGCUCUCGCAAGCGCUCCUUCUAUCUGGACGUAUUCCUUCGAAUUUCCACCAACUAUCGGGAAAGGCUUUUCACGCUAGGUUGACGGGAACAGCCUCGUCUAUGGAGAUUAGCAUACCAAAUGGGAUCUGGGAGGCAGCCGAGGUUGGACUAGAGGAUUCCUUCCAAGAAGAGCGCGUCAAAAAUACAAAGAAGCCUAAGAAAGCGCAUAAACUCCAGGUGCCCAUCUCCACACCCCAGCCGACCAAAUUAGGUGGACAGAAGGGCAACAGUAUCUACGCAUUACUGGGAGAUAUUGAAGCUUGA